Molecule: messenger RNA, 366 nt
Organism: Dentiscutata erythropus
Lineage: Eukaryota; Fungi; Glomeromycota; Glomeromycetes; Diversisporales; Gigasporaceae
Source: the annotation of a GenBank genome assembly
AUGACAACAACCAACACUACGCAGUCUAACUUUACGAGAUCUAAAAUGACCAAAGACGUUGGCUCAAUGGUCAACUCUAACAGCCGUUUCUCUCGGUUCGCUAUUGAACUCAACGAUAAGAAGGAAUCCAUCAUUGAAUCCUUCACCAACCGAGCAUGCUGUCAAUAUGAAAGUAGGAAAGAGGAGGGGCGGGAAUAUCUCGGUAGAGCCGGACAGCAAAUUUAUCCAACAUACGACCCAUCACAACCGUCACCGUCAUCAAGAUCCAAUCCAAUUAUUUUACGAGGAAUUAAUAUCUAUUCCUCUUUACACUAUUACCUCCAUCAACUCUAUAAAAUAUGGCGACCACUUUUCAAUGAAUUUUAA